GAGAGCAGAGCAGAGCUGAGGACAUCCCCCCCCCCCAAGAGUUGAGAGCAGAAACCAGUCCGCUGGGAAGAUUCAUCUCUGUCGUCUGUAUGUGGAUUUUACAAUCUAAGGAGGAACAAAAGCAAUAUUGAAAAAGUGAGCCAUGAGAAAUGCCUUGCAGUGGCUAUCUGGGGAAGUUGUGUAGCAAGUGACCAAGGCUCUGAGGCAGCCUUCUUUCCCUCUUCCUUCCAAACUUUAGCUGUAUUUAAUGGUCAAGUAUUUAUUUGGAUCCCCAGGCUAGCCCAGUUGCUCUUUUUCUCCCCUGCCUGGGGAGCCCUGUGAAGCAGGAGAGAUGCAUAUAGUGUGGCUCAAGCCGGGACCCCCCAGCUUCCUGGUCCUUUGGACUCCACUCUUCCUACUGCUGCGCUCCAUCCUGGCGGACUUCACCCUGGAUAAUGAGGUGCACUCCAGCUUCAUCCACAGGAGGCUCCGCAGCCAAGAGCGCCGGGAGAUGCAACGAGAAAUCCUCUCCAUCCUGGGUUUGCCCCACCGGCCCAGGCCCCACCUCCAUGGCAAACAGAACUCAGCCCCCAUGUUCAUGCUGGAUCUCUACAAUGCCAUGUCAGUGGAAGAGGAGGUCGGCGGGGAGGAGGGCCAGGGCUUCUCGUACCCUUACAAGCCCAUCUUCAGCACCCAGGGGCCUCCUCUGGCCAGUCUGCAGGACAGUAACUUUCUAACUGAUGCCGAAUAUGGUCAUGAGCUUCGUCAUCUGGUGGAGCAUGACAAAGAGUUUUUCCACCAGCGCUAUCAUCAUCGGGAAUUCAGGUUUGAUCUCUCCAGGAUCCCAGAGGGAGAAGCUGUGACUGCUGCUGAAUUUAGGAUAUACAAGGAUUACAUCCGAGAGCGCUUUGAUAAUGAAACUUUCCGGAUCAGUGUCUACCAGGUGCUUCAGGAGCAUACAGGGAGGGAUUCAGAUUUGUUUCUGCUUGACAGUCGAACUAUCUGGGCUACGGAGGAGGGUUGGCUGGUAUUUGACAUUACAGCCACGAGUAAUCACUGGGUGGUGAACCCACAGCUCAACCUCGGCCUGCAGCUGUCAGUGGAGAGUCUAGAUGGACAAAGCAUCAACCCUAAGAUGGCAGGUCUGGUUGGAAGACAUGGUCCCCAGAAUAAGCAACCAUUCAUGGUAGCAUUCUUUAAGGCCACAGAAGUACAUCUUCGUAGUAUCCGGUCUACAGGAAGCAAACAACGCAGCCAAAACAGAUCAAAGACACCUAAGAACCAGGAAGCCUUGAGGAUGUCCAAUAUUGCAGAAAAUAGUAGCAGUGACCAGAGACAAGCCUGCAAGAAACAUGAACUGUAUGUCAGCUUUCGAGAUCUGGGCUGGCAGGACUGGAUAAUUGCCCCUGAAGGUUAUGCAGCCUACUAUUGUGAAGGAGAAUGUGCUUUUCCCUUGAAUUCUUACAUGAACGCCACAAACCAUGCUAUUGUUCAGACACUGGUACAUUUUAUAAACCCAGAGACCGUUCCGAAGCCGUGCUGUGCUCCAACCCAACUCAAUGCCAUCUCCGUUCUCUACUUUGACGAUAGCUCCAAUGUCAUUCUAAAAAAAUAUAGGAACAUGGUCGUCCGGGCCUGUGGUUGCCAUUAGGCUUGUAUCAGUUUAGCCUCAGGUUUCAGAUCUUCUCGUGCUGCAGAAGGAACUCCGUUCUGGAUCAUUUGGCAAAGAACUGGGGCCUUCCACAACACGUCCUUUUGAAAGGAGCCACACUGUGCUGCCAUUUUCAAGGGUGUGGUGUAUGCAUGUGAGCGUGUAUGUGUGUGCGUGCAUGUGUGUAAAAGGUGCAGGGAUGAUUGAGCAAAAUCUCAAGAGCAAGAUGCUACAAGUUGGCACAAGAAAAACAAAACAGAAACAGUCUUACUGAAAACCUGGCCACGGCGAUUGGCUUCUAAGUCUCAACCCAGAGAUGACUCACUCUCUGGGGGUAAUUAUGAACACCCCUUCAUCGAGGCCACCCAGUAGGGUAGGGGUGUGUAUGUCUGUGUGUGUGUGCGCGUGUGCACGUCUAUAUGUGCUUAGUAAGAAUGACUUGGAAAUUCCUGUAAUAAAAGUCACAAUAAAACGAAUGAAUGAAAAAUGGUUAGGAUGUUAGAUACAUUUCCUAAACAAUUUAUCCCAAUUCUUUUAUUUACCCCAACUUCAUAAACAGAAGCUGUGGCCAGGUAUCAGAGGGCCCUCAACUCCCAGAAAGGUCUUGGCAUUUGACUCACAAGAACAGAAAGCAUGUAUGGGUUUACUUACUCAAAACACAAGUAGGUAGAGGGGAAAAUAAAUUUCCACUCUGGGGGAUGUGUUGACGUUGAUUGGAGAAGGAAAAAUCCAAAGUAAAUAAACUCCAAAGGACGUGUUCACUCUCUGUAUUUGUGUUGUGUGUGCCAGAGAUUAAAUAGGCAUGUUAAAUACCAGCAGAAAUCUGAUUUGCAAUCAUGGAGGGAAAAUGUUUAAGUCUGACAUCAAGGGGGGCCAGGGAGUUAAGUGACAAAUCACUUAUGUGAUCUGAACUUUGGGUGAUACACUGGCUACAUAAUGUUUGAACUAAAAAAAUCAGGAGCUCUGAGAAGCUACUACCAGGUCCCCAAGGCAGUGGCCUCUGAGCUGCCUUUUUGAGUCAUCAAGUUUUUGAGAUUUAGAAAAUAGUUUCUGAAUCUGGGGUCCAAUAAAGGCCCUUGUGAGUGUCAUGCAUCUCAGACCUCAGAGAGGCCACUUCCAUUUUAUGUUGUAUGUCAAUUACCCAAGCAUGAGGUUCCAAUGACAGCCAUUAGGAACCUAUCUCCACAAAGGACCUUUUUUGAAAAUGUCUCAGAUGUUUCAAUAUAGUUAGUUUAUGCUUAAAACAAUCUCCAGCCUGUAAACUAGAUUUGAGGUUAACCUGCCAGGCCCUCCUUUGCAUUUGAGGGUGGAGUGGCAUACGCAUCAAACAUGGCUUUGUGACUGUGGUAUGCUAUCCUGAAGUAAGGAAGUCAAGGCUGUGCUUUCGUCCCUCAGUCUUUGCCUGUCUCUUCUGAUUAGUUUCCUGAUGUUAAUGGAAUGGGGGUGGGGGGAAGGGUGACUCAGUGCCUUUUUAACCUUCAAAGUGAUGAUCCAAAUCUGUACCAUGCGCCUUAUUAAAACUGUUUUGAGUCAACUUGCAAAAUAUUAUGACUUUAUCCAAUGGUUCCUAUAUCCCAAGUAGUGAGAACAAAGGACAAGUUUAUCUCAGAUGGAGUCACGGGGGGACAUUGAAAAAUACUUAUUUCAAGGGUAACAAAUUUUUUUUCAUCCCUUAGCUAAGUUGGCUUCCAGGAAUAUUGGGCUUCCAGUCGCCUGCUGCUUCCCAGUAGGUCAGUCUGUGAUGCUUCAUCAACUGUGGUCAGAAUAUUCUGUUAGGCUGAACUGAGGACUUUAGGGUCAUAGUGUGUUGACUCUAGGCAAAAGCAGUCCCAUAAUCAGUACUGUCUCAAUCCUUUACCCAGACCAGGCUCUUGUGGCCACUGGGUUAGCUUAAUUGUUUGUUUGUACAGUUUAAGUGUAAAUAGUUGUCACGACAGAAAAAUUAUUUAUUUCCAUCCCAGUUUCCUCUUUAAUCACUUGUUCAGGAAAAUGAUUUUCAUCUCUUUAAACACUUUUUUGUUUCCUUAUUUAAGAAAAUAUUUAUUUUAACAGUUGGACAGAUAUGUACACUUCUGGUUUUUUUUUCCUCCUUCCA
Dromiciops gliroides (monito del monte) is the source of this 3725-nucleotide messenger RNA. RefSeq names its product bone morphogenetic protein 7 (gene BMP7). Gene Ontology annotation, biological process: SMAD protein signal transduction. Lineage: Eukaryota; Metazoa; Chordata; Mammalia; Microbiotheria; Microbiotheriidae. The record is from RefSeq and is a predicted model, not a curated record. Bases 332 to 1630 code for a protein of 432 amino acids. The transcript is spliced from 7 exons. Gene Ontology annotation, molecular function: cytokine activity; growth factor activity. Gene Ontology annotation, cellular component: extracellular region.